GUAUUGAGCGUGUGGUUCGAUCGAUCGGUGAUACGUUCCUGUGCCAAACUCUCCUACGAAGACGCCUUAGUGUUGAUGGAGACUCCCGACAAUCAUUUGGACAAAUUGGCGUCUCGAAUUCGUGUCAGUGAACCCUUCACAAUCGCCAACGUUAAGCGUUCAGUCAUCUACCUUGAUAUGCUAGCCCAAAAGAUGCGAAAACGGCGGAUAGACAAUGGUGCAUUGUUGCUGGAUAAAAUUGAAUUGGAGUUUGAUCUUACAUCCAAAGAGGAUGCAUCUUCCUCGCAAUCAGACAGUGUCUCCCAAUCAUCAAAGGCUGGCUGGCCUCGAGGUUACAAAACCAAGCAGAGAAACCGAGCACAUUACUUAAUCGAGGAGUGGAUGUUAGCGGCAAACCAGGCUGUAGCUCGUUUUCUUUUCCACCAAGUCAUUCAGCAGAAGCACAGAGAUAUUCUUCGUAAGACAGAAAACAGUCCAGCUACCAAAGCAACUCUCAUUGCUGCUGUUGGUACAAACCUUGCGAUGUUUGGAAGUCAAAUGAAGAUGUGUAAACACCGUGGAAGCCGACCAUCUUCCUUGGGAACGAUCCUUCGAAGACAUCCAGCUCCUCAUGCGAUCAAAAUGAAUGAAUUAAUACAAAUUGCUGAAUCGGCUGGCAUAGAAAUGGAAACGUCAUCAGCUGCCGCGAUUAGGACUUCAUUGGAUGCCUAUGUCGAGCAGCUGCGAGCAAAAGGAACUCCUGAAUUAGAAGUUGAAACUCUUUCAACUGCGUUGAGUUAUCUCACCUAUAUGAGAAUGCAGAUGGCUUUAUACUUUAAUGUAGAGGACGUAGUUAAUCGAGCCAUCAGAAGGGUUCGAAGCGAUGAGUCUGUUACCUCGGCUUCCUCUGAUGACCUACCCACGGUUUCUCAGGAAUCUUGGGAGUCAUCUCUGCUUAGAUUCUCCCACCACUUUGGUCUAAAUGUUCCCCUCUACACUCACUUCACUUCUCCUAUUCGGCGUUAUGCUGACUUGCUUGUGCAUAGACAGUUGGGUGAUCUGCUAAAUUGUGGUCACUGGUCCUAUCGCCGACCGAAUCAGACCUCCAAGGUGGGUUCAGCCUCUGAAGUGUACGGCAAGAAUUCGACACUCCCGGCUAUUCGUAAGCCAACUAUUCAAGCUGCUUGGUGUAAUCGAAUGCGCCGAGAAACACGUAGAGCCCAAGAAGAGUGCCAACAGCUGUUCCUGACUGCUUGGAUUAAGUCAGUUGGAUCAAUUCAGGAAAACGCGGUUGUCCUAAGUUUAAGCGCCAGCAAAAUCCAACUUCUUAUUCCUACUUGUGGCUUAGUUAUCAAUCAUCAGUUGGCAACAUUCUGUCGAGAAGCCAGUGGUUGGCAAUCGGAGAAUGAAGAGGAAAGUAAAGCGCCUUCCAUAACUGUGACGUGGGAAGGUAGGAAGAACUUGGCAGAUGAGGGCGAAAACAGGGAGGAGAAGAACCAGGGAGCUGAUGAAAAACCCGCAGAGUCUAUCACAAAGCUCUCCAUUCUCUCCGUGUGCCCUGUUAAACUGACUUGCAGUUCAAGGGGUUUUUAUGCCAAGGCAAAGCUUCUGCCUCCUUGGAGUAGUACUAAAACGUGA
Messenger RNA from Rodentolepis nana, 1617 nucleotides. NCBI's taxonomy places the organism in Eukaryota, Metazoa, Platyhelminthes, Cestoda, Cyclophyllidea, Hymenolepididae. The record is from the annotation of a GenBank genome assembly.